Blepharisma stoltei is the source of this 567-nucleotide messenger RNA. Lineage: Eukaryota; Ciliophora; Heterotrichea; Heterotrichida; Blepharismidae. The record is from the annotation of a GenBank genome assembly.
AUGAUAAAUAUGAUAGAAAAUUCCCUUUUAGAUAGCAAACUAAAUGCCCUAAUUUCAACAGCAAAAUCCAAAGUCCAAACUCUAACACAAGAAACCCUCGCUUUAGAGCGCGAAAACACACAACUUCAAGACCUCGUCACCGUUGCAUUCCAAGAUCAAGGCAAUCUAAUGGUCGAAAUUAAUGCCUUAGAAAGCCAGCUUAAACAAAUACGAAACAUCAACGAAAAUUUAAAAGAUGAGCGUAACGAAGCCUUCGAAAAAGUUCGAAAGGCCGAAGACGAUUUUAUGAAUGUAACAAAAGCUUAUCAGCAGCAGGAGAAUAAAAUUCAUAGCGAAAUGGAAGAAUUAAAGGACUGAGAAAAAAAAUUCAGAGAUAUGAGGAAAUUCAGAGAAGAAAACCAUAGCAAAGAGAUGGAAAAAUUGAAGAAAAGAUAUGAAGAACUGAAAAAAUCAAUUAAGGGAUGCGAAGAAAGCAAUGUUGAAGUGAAGCGGCAGCUGUUAGAAAUCGAGCUGAAGGAUGCGUAUAGGAUUAAUAGUUUAGAAGAAGAAUUGAGGAAUUUUUGUUAA